This is a messenger RNA of Protobothrops mucrosquamatus (brown spotted pit viper), 1650 nucleotides long. RefSeq names its product chromatin assembly factor 1 subunit A (gene CHAF1A). Gene Ontology annotation, biological process: nucleosome assembly. Lineage: Eukaryota; Metazoa; Chordata; Lepidosauria; Squamata; Viperidae. The transcript is spliced from 10 exons. The annotation marks the transcript as partial. Gene Ontology annotation, cellular component: CAF-1 complex; nucleus. The record is from RefSeq and is a predicted model, not a curated record.
GGCAAAAUUAGAAGAGAAAAGAAAAAAAGAAGAAGAAAAACGCUUAAAAGAGGAAGAGAAGCGCCUCAAAGCAGAAAAGGCUGAAAUCACCCGGUUCUUUCAAAAACCAAAAACCCAGCCUGCUCCAAAAACUCUUGCGUGCUGGUGUGGAAAAUUUGCUCCCUUUGAGAUCAAGGAGAACAUGGUCCUCGCUCCGCUUUGCCGGGUGCCCUUCGAUCAGGACCUCUCCGACCGAGUAGACCGGUCCGUGCAAGAGCAGAGCGGCGACUCUUCUUUCUUGGAAGAACUGAAGAGUCGGGAUCCUAGGAAAUCGGAGCCCACCCUUGUCUGCAGCCCCGAUGCUGACGAGAUUAACAGCGAUGUCGUCAUUGUGGGUAGCAGCCAGGCAGAAGAUGUGCCUGAAAGGAAGAAAUUUGGAAGAAUGAAGCUACUGCAGUUCUGUGAGAAUCAUCGGCCUGCCUACUGGGGCACGUGGAACAAGAGGUCUUCCUCAAUAAGGCCCAGAAACCCUUGGGCUAAAGAUAUGAAGCUGCUGGACUAUGAAGUGGAGAGCGAUGAAGAGUGGGAGGAGGAGGAGCCGGGCGAGUCCCUCUCUCACAGCGAAGGGGAUGAGGAAGAAGAUGGAGGAGAAGAGGAAGAUGAGGACGAUGGGUUUUUUGUUCCCCAUGGAUACCUUUCGGAGGACGAAGGUGUGAUUGAAGAACGUGAUCCCGAAAACCACAAAGCUCGCCAAAAGCUGAAAGCCAAGGAGUGGGACGAGCUGAUCACCAAGCGGAAGAGGUUCCGCGUCUUGCAGCCGGUGAAGAUCGGCUGCGUUUGGGAAGGCAAGCCGAGCAGCGCCGUCACCACCGCAGAACUGGGAGUCCUGCAGCAGUUUGGAGCUUCUUUCCUGGAGACCAGCUUUGCCGAGGAAGACUUGAUCGAGAAAAGCAACAAAAAGAAGACAAAAGACCAGCAAAUUCUGGCCCAGCUGCUCCCGCUACUCCACGGCAACGUGAACGGAAGCAAAGUCAUCAUUCGGGAGUUCCAGGAAUGUUGCCGCUUGGGGUUGCUGUCGGAGCCCAGCAGUCCGGACCCCUCCCUGGGCAGCGGAGAUGCCAGCCCCAAGGUCUCCCAAGGGCAGACUCCGGCCUGGGAGAACGCCCUCCCUUCCAAAGCCAGGCUGAAGAGGAUCAUCUCCGAGAACUCCGUCUACGAGAAGAGGCCCGAGUAUCGGAUGUGUUGGUACGUCCACUCCGAGGUCCUGAAGAACUUUGGCCAGGAGCACCUGCCCGUGCCCUGUCAGUGGAACUACAAUACCCAGCUUCCGUCCGUGGCCAGGGAAGAAGCGGGCGGUUUGCAAGGAGGAGGGGCGGCAGCCCAGACCCCCCCAGUCUCCGCAAAACGGAAGUCAACGCAAAGCAUGUCGAUAACCAAGUUCAUGAGGAGACCUGCGGGGACCGAGCAGACCGAAAUCGCAGAGAUGGAUGGAUUUCAGGCAGACACGGAGGAAGAAGAUGACGACGAAUGCAUUAUAGAUGUACAGCCAAACCCAGGCAAGCCAGCUGAUUCAGCACCUGGACGGAGGACCCCCGAAGCCGAACCAGCCGUGGCGGCUGCCACCAACUACCCCAAGGCCUUUUGAUAUACACACCCCUACUCUUCCCCCCC